Molecule: messenger RNA, 990 nt
Organism: Naumovozyma dairenensis CBS 421
Lineage: Eukaryota; Fungi; Ascomycota; Saccharomycetes; Saccharomycetales; Saccharomycetaceae
Exons: 1
Coding region: 1-990 (329 amino acids)
Source: RefSeq, a predicted model, not a curated record
AUGACCAGAGACCAAGAAGACGUAGGAGGGAAGGAAGUAGGCACACCAUUUUUUUCCCUUCAAAAAUCAACUACUCAGCAAGGGAUACCCCUGAGGCGACCAUUCGGGAAACGUAAUAUAUGUCAGAGAUGGGAAGUGUUGAAAGGCCUUGUUUCCGGAAGUACAAAUAUUACCCAAGAAGCCAAUAUGUUGACAGACAAUGAUUGGAUCAUGGAUGAACCAUUUACUUUUGGUAUCAGUAAUGAUUAUUCCUUGGCAGUAAUUUAUAGAGACUAUAUCAUGAAACAUUAUUUGGUAAGUCCCGAAUACUUUGUCAACCACAUGGGUUCAGACUUUCCCAUAGAUGAUAUUAUAAGAGAAGGAAACCAACAUACAUUAGUUGUUGUAGGAAAUAGGCUUGAAAUUCAGACUGCCUAUCUUUCAUGUGAUAUUGACGAAAAAGGUAAACAUGGCUUAAAUGAUUGCCCUUUUUUUGUUCCCAACGUAAAGGACCUUUUGGUUUCAAUGGAAAGGGUCCAAGCCAUUAUAUAUAAAAGCGACAAUUAUAAAAAACUUCAAGAGAUGCCUUUCUCCCCGUUCCAGAAAUCUCAUUCCUUUGAUUUUCUUCCACCGUCACCUUACUCUGGUCUUCCAAUCCAAGCAAUUUUCUUUCAUUGCACCGAAUUGGAAGCAGAGACAUAUCGUGAAUUAUUGGUGGUUUAUAGAAACCGAGUAAUCCGUCAACAUGACCCACCCACGGUUGAACGUGUUAUGCGACUAUUUUUAAAUCCUCCAUAUGAAAUCUAUGUCAGGCCCUCCUUUAUAACUGGCAAAGAUCAAGAGAGUGCUGAUGAAUUUUCACAUCAGGAACAUUCUUCUGAUGUCACGUGUGAAGAACGCAAAACAUAUCAAUAUUAUACUGCACUGAAAGGUAAAAAUUGGCUUGAUAUGAUAAAAAGGGAAAAGGAACUUGAGGAGACUUUUCUCGAUGCCUGCGGCCUAAGGCUUUAA